AGCGGCUGCAUUUCCGGCGACUUUGCCGCAGAAACGUAAACAAGUUGUGAUCUGUGAACUGUCUCUCACACACUGAACCCGUAUUGCCGUUCACAAUUAUUUCAUAAUAAUAAUAUGAAAACACCACCAGCUUGAGGACCUCUGUUCUCCGUUUUCUACUGUUAUAAAAUGACUGAUCCGAGGGACGACCCGUACUACAACCGUCGAAUCCGUGGCACUCCUUUCAAUCGCUACCGAAAUUUGAUUUCAUUUGCGUUCUUGGGAGUCAGCUGUCUGGUGGGAGUCGGCUACUAUUUCCUCCCCUCUACUCAGUUACUGCUAAAUAAACUUGAAGAAUUUGGUAAUAAACAUACAGAAGAGUUUGAGCUGAGGCGCCUUUUAGUUCAAGAAAGUUUGACUAAGGCUGCAUACCUUCGUCAGAAACAAGAUGAAAAACAAGAAGAAUCUGAAAAGUAAUCAAGAAAGAGUCUGAACAAUAUGGAAAAUUACUUUACCAUCUUUGAAGAUUUCCACUUUGUUCACAGAGUAUACCAUGCAGCAGACAAAGAUAGUGAAAACACCAGAUUUUUUCUACUCAUUUCAUUAUACAUCAAGAGUUAAAUACUGGCUGAUGAGAGUUUUUGUACACCAUAUGGCAUUGUUAUGUUUUUCACAGUUGCUUAUUCCAUUUAUUGCCCAUAUGGUUCACAUAUAUCCUGGACAUAUGUGCUUUAUGGUAAAGACCAACUGAUCAUGUUGAGGUCUUGCUCCAAGUAGUGAUUGGUAUAACUGACUGGAUAGUGUGUAGUUUUUAUGGACUUGUACAGGUGUAAAUAAAGGAUAAACUAAACUAACAACACAUUCCCCAAGAUGAGUGCCAGUAGGGGAACUAGUGGUCGUCUCUCACGGAAAAGAAAAAAUGAAGACAGUUCACAGUCUCAGUUGGCCACUGCAUUGCACGAUAUUACGGAUGAUUUUGAAGAUAUAUCAACAGUGUUCAGGUUGCCUAAAAAAUCUAAAGUAGAAAAGCUCUUAGCUCCAACACGACCUCGUGGACGACCUGCCAAGAGAAGCCUGGCGAGCAGAACUUUGUGUAGCAAUAAAGAAACGCUUGAUGAGGAUGAUUUUAGUGAUGCGGCGUCUGUGACCACAGAUGACAAAAGCUCUCAAGAUGUAGUUGUAAUUGAUGACGACAAUUGUGACUUGGAACUAGACGAGUCAUUUUUGAACAAGGAUGAAAAACUUUGUAGAAGUUGCAAACAUAUUGUUCCAAUGGAAAUGUUUCAGAAUCACUUGAAGGAAUGUUUUCAAAAGUUCAAAUUGCAUAAGAACACCAGAACCACCAAAGAGACAGUUCAUCCUUGUUCAAGUCAUCAAGAAAGCAACCCUGAAGAAAAGCAAUCUGCUGCUGUUCAGGAAAAGGAAAAUGUGCACAUUUUACCAUGUCCCCUCUGUCUGAAGCCCUUCAAAAGCAAGUCACAGCGUCAGUCCCACAUUAAAACUUGUGGUCAGAAUAAGGGAUUAAGUGCUGAUAAAGUUAUUUCUGCUAUAAGGCUUCAAGAAAAGCAAGCAGAGGAGAGAAUUCAGUUAGGACUUCCUGCAGUUGCUGUUCAGUCAUCUAAUCAUGAGGAAAAGGAAACUGCAACAGAAAGGGGCAAAAGAAGAGGGAAAAAACCAGUAAACAGUAAAGAUCCUGAUUUGGCAAUGGCCAUAGCUCUCUCAAGAUCAGUUGCUGAGGAGGAGGCCGAGAAGAGAGCAUCAGAGGAAGAGAAACUUUUGGCUUUAGGGUUGGGCCAUAUUGUUGAGGAAGAUAGAAAAAUGAAACCUGUUGUGCUGCUUCCUUGUACUAGUGAUUCCAUGAAAACAAACAUUAAAGAGAAGGGUCGAGGGUCAAGAGGUCGGAGAAAUUUCCACAAUACUGUGCUAGCUACUCGUUCAGUCGCAGAAAGGGAAAGGAUUAUAAGUGAAAAAGUUGCUACUAUUUUAGCCAGUGAAACUUCAACUAAUAUAAGUUGGAAAGAAAACACCACUCAGGGAGGACGUGGGCGUCUCACAAAUUUUCGGGAUGAGAACUGUACUUUGUGGAGUGCAUCUGCUUGUAAUCUUGAGCAACCUAUUGAGAAAUAUUAUGUCGCUGAUCUCGAGUCACACAUCAAGCCCAAAAAAGAUGAAGUUGAGCUUUUGAAGAGGCUGUCGGACAUCCCAGGACGACUGAAUGUCACUGUUAUGCAAAACAUUAUUGAGAACUCUGACAGUGAUUCUGAUGUAGAAGAAGCUUCUGUUCUUAAUGAAUACUGCACACAGCUUGCCAUGGCAGAACUCCUAGGCUCUCAAGAACUGAAUUUAACUCGUGCCAAUGGCCCUGCAUCACCAAAUUUAUCUUCUCUUGAUGACCUUCAAGGUCCUAGUUCAAACAUCACCCUAGAAGCUGCUAGUGGUUUCUGGUUGAUCCACCCAGCAGAAACUAAAGACUCCAAUGAUACUGCUACAGCCGAAGAACCAGAAGUCAAUACAUGCAAAGUCCCCAACACGCAUGUGGAUUUUGAAAAGACUCCUGAAAGCAGCAACAGUCAGGUUAAUAGUAAGGAAGAUGAUAUUUUAGCAGAAAUGAGAGCAAAGAAGAUGGGAGAAAGCGAAAUUUCAACCAAGGAUAGUAAACUUACAGAUGGAGAUGGAACUUAUAAAUUUAGCAGCAAUUUCUGGUUUUUCUGUGAUGGAAUGUUGCCUAUGCCAUUGAGUGAUGAACCUUGCGAAAGUAUCUGUGAAUUAGAAACUGCUGCACCAUUCCAGGGUAAAGAGAAAGAAGUGAAUAUCACCUCCCGUUCUUCAAAGAACUCUUGUUCUAUAAACAGACACCACACUUUUUUAGAAAAGUCUUUAGUAGACUUUCGAGAUAAAAAUGGUGUUACGAAUGUUCCUUCAUCUCCGCAAUUUGCAGUUGAUAUGGAUGAAACCAAAAUGUACGUUAACUCCAAGACUGUUAGGCAUUGCAAUGAUAGUACAGUGAUGUACCAGUCCAACAAGGAUAAAUGUCGGACUGAAAGAGCAGUAAGUCCACAAAAUGCCUGUGAAGACAGUUCAGAUCCUGAAACAAGAGAAGGAAAAUUAGGCAUAACUUUAUCCACUGAAGAGUAUAGCAAAGCAGGAGAGACAGCUAUUAAUCAAAUUCUUGAAGCCUUUGAAGAAACCAUACCCAGCAGAUAUUUAAAUGAAGCAAAUGACACAGUAUUGUAUAAAAAUAGGCCAGGUGUGGAAGGUGACAAUAGAAGUUUAAAGGAUUGUCGUACAAAAAGCAGCACUUCAAAUGUUUCUCCUGAACUGAGUAGUACUGAGGAGAGUUCAGAAAUCAACAAGAGAUCAGACAGCAUGCUGACACGGCUUAUUUAUGACUGGGGCUCCCUUUUAGCUAGUGGUGAAGAAAGCGAUGUGACUAUCAUAACAAAUAGCGGUGAAGAAUUAAAAGCUCACUCUAUUGUUCUCUUAGCUCGAUGUCCCGAGUUAUAUGCAGAUGUGAAAAAAAGCAAAAGACAACUUACUUGGAAUGGAGUUUCAUAUGAUGGAGCAUACAUCUUUUUAGCAUAUUUAUACACUGGUGGUUGCAGAAUAAAAACAAAAGAUGAUCCUUUUUGGAUGGAUGUUUUUGAUCUGGCUUUGAAAUAUAAAAGUGAAGAACUCAUUAGUUUCCUUGAGAGUCUCUAUAAAAUAGGGAAUUCUCCCAUUAAAGAAAAAGGUUUGUUACAGAAGGGUUCUGAGUCCGGUGUCUCAGAAUUGUUGCCUGAAAAAUUAGAAUCAAGAGGAAGAAUGAUAGAAAAGACUCUCGUAGGUGAUGUGGUGGUGAGAAGAAAGGAACCAGACAAAAUUCAGUGUAGUUUAUCCAAUAGUAAGAUGAAGUUAGGGAACACUAGCACAGUUAGGCCAUUACAGAUGGAUUCUGCUGAAGAUACUGCCAUACCACAGCAGACAAGUAGUGAAUUGCAAGAUAAGCACAAGUUUUCUGUCCUAAGUACUCCUAAAGCUGACAGAAGUAGUAGAAGUGUCCCCAGGAAAGUGGCGAGAUGUCUUGACCUAUCUCCCUAUGAUAAACACUGUCACCAACAGUUCUUUAUUCAAGAUGAGAAUGAUCAAGUGAUGACAAAAUCACCACUUGGAGUUUCAUCACCCGAAGAUACCACUGUGAAAAGCCAUUCCAAGGAGUCUGAACAUGAUCAUGCAGUUGGAAUAUCAAACUCUUUAUCUAGUCACAAGAAAUCUCCAGAUGUGCAAGUCAGCUACAAUGUUCAGUGUGAUGAGAGUUCGGUGUGUUCUAAAUUUGGAAACAACCAAGGACAAAGUUGUGAGAGUGGAGUAUUGCAUAGUCAGGAUUAUUAUCAAGAUAAUGAUCGUACAGAAGAUAAAUGUCAUAUUUCAAAAGAUGUAGAUGCAAAGAAAGGGAAUUCAUUAGAUUCAGCAAAGCCUUUAAAUAUUGAAGACAAUAUUGAUGCUAAUGAUGAAGAUGAGAUCCAAAAUGGUAAUGUAAUUGAUCUGACAAUUGAUAGCUCUGAUGAGUCACAGUCUAGUUAUUUCUCAGUUGGUAACAUUGUGGAUAAAACUACAAUUAGCAGCAAAACAGCCACACCCAUAUACUCUCAAGAUGAUAUGGAGCCUCUUAGACUGGUGGAAAUGGUUAAGAAAGUGAAAAGGAUGUGGAUGAAGUUUCUCACCAAACGACCACGAAGGGUCAAGAUCUGGCAGAAUGAAAAUGAUCAUUCUUACAUAAGCAAUGUGUGGGAUGAUUUUGAUGAUGCUGGAUUUGGAAUUUCUGUUGAUAUGCCACUGACACCUGACAAAGGUGGAAAUACUGAAAAUGUCAGUUGCCUUGAUUUGCCAUCUCUUGAAAAGGAGGAAAGAGUUGUUGCUCACACCGACAAUGAACGGAUCAAUAGCAAUGAAUCCCAGUCCAGCGCUUUCAAAGCAACUCUACCUAUGGUGCCCCCUAGUUUAUCAAACCAGAAAAACUUGGACUUUGCAACCAGUACAACAGAUACCCAAAAAUCCUGCAGGUUUGACCAGGGAUGUACAAAGGCCAGUUCUUGUUUUCCAUCCAUUAGUGAUGAUACAAUGGCUAAAGUAGCAGAAGACAUGGAUGAUUCUAAUUUAUGGAAAGAAGAGUUUGAGCCAGUGUUUGAAGAAGAUAACCAAAUGAUAGAAAUGGAGUGUUUUGACAAAGGGAAUACUGUCGGGUAUGAAAAGAUGAAAACUCCUAAACAGAAAGCAAAAACACAGAAUAUGGUAACACCAAUGCCGAAUUACAAAAAUAUGCCGUCACCAGAACUGCAGAAAGAGCUCAAGAGAUAUGGGAUUAAGCCCAUUAGUCGGAAGAAAGCAAUUGUUUUGCUGGAACAUGUCUAUGAAAAGACGCAUCCGUUAGUUACUGAUAGUGAGGCUGAUAGUAGUUAUUGUGAUACUCCAUUACAACCACAACCUGCUACGACAAAAACUGGUAAACAGAAAGUCGCUGCAUCCCUUGGAGAAAGGCUAGCAAUGAGAAAUUCAAAGAAGACUAAAAAUACAGAUGAUAAGCCAAAGAAGAAUACGGCCUCAAAAAAUCAAAACAAAGUGUCUCAGGUUGUCCACAUUCCAGAUAAAAUUGAAGAGGAGGAGGGAGAGGACAGUCCUCUAAAUUUGUCACAGUCUUCCAGCACAAGCGGUGAAGGAUCUGAAGUGGAUUGUGUUGAGGAAUCAAUGCUAGUGGGGACUCUUGAUAAUGACCUUGCCAUUAGUGCAACUCAGCAAGGUUGGUGGUUGCUUAUCAGCCAAAUUGUUCCAGUUUAUAGAAGUGACCCAGAAUUUCAGAAAGUCCUACUAUAUGAACCCUUCUUUGUAGAAGAUUUACAGGCUUCACUUAAAGCUAAUGGAGUGAAAUGUAAUAUGAGAAGUCUUCUUGAUGUUCUUGAUGAUCAGUGCAUCACCUUCAGGACUCAUCAAGGACAGAGGCAACGCCAACGAGGUCGAAAGUGUAAGAGGAAGAGUGUUGGUACUCCAGGUAAAUCACCCAAAAGAUCUAAAAGGACCAAUCCUUAAAUGCUAUUAUUUAUGUUUUUAACUGACAUUGGUUUUAAAUUCAAUGACUAUGGAACAUCUGUGAUAUAUUUCAGUGUAUUUAGAUUAUGUGCUUAAUUUGACUAAGGUGGAAGCAAUGGAAAAUCAAUAUUAUUAAGAUGAAAUAACUUUAAUCACAUAUAUUGAUGUGUUAAGAGAAAAUCUUUGUAGUAAUAUAUUUUGUUAAUAAAUAUUUGAAAACUG
This is a messenger RNA of Macrobrachium nipponense, 6261 nucleotides long. RefSeq lists its product as uncharacterized. Gene Ontology annotation, biological process: DNA replication; DNA repair; resolution of meiotic recombination intermediates. Gene Ontology annotation, cellular component: nucleus; Slx1-Slx4 complex. The record is from RefSeq and is a predicted model, not a curated record. Lineage: Eukaryota; Metazoa; Arthropoda; Malacostraca; Decapoda; Palaemonidae. Gene Ontology annotation, molecular function: protein binding.